UCUGGCUGUGCUCUGGGAGGGAGCCAGCCUAGGGCCCAGGCCGGGGCCACCAUGGCGCUGCCUCUAGGCCCAGCUACACUCUCGCACACACUGCUGUUCCUGCCAGCCCUUCUGAGCUCAGGUUGGGGGGAGUUGGCUCCACAAAUAGAUGGUCAGACCUGGUCUGAGUUGUCACUUCGGGAGAAUGAGCGUCACGCCUUCACCUGCCGGGUCUCAGGGGGCCCUGGAACCCCCCGCCUGGCCUGGUACCUGGAUGGACAGCUACAGGAGGCCAGCACCUCAAGACUGCUGAACGUGGGCGGAGAGGCCUUCUCUGGAGGCACCAGCACCUUUACUAUCACUGCACAGCGGGCCCAGCAUGAGCUCAACUGCUCCCUGCAGGACCCAGGCAGUGGCCAAUCAGCCAAUGCCUCCAUCAUCCUCAAUGUGCAGUUUAAGCCGGAGAUUGCCCAGGUCGGGGCCAAGUACCAGGAAGCUCAGGGCCCAGGCCUCCUUGUUGUCCUGUUUGCCCUGGUGCGUGCCAACCCGCCUGCCAAUGUCACUUGGAUCGACCAGGAUGGGCCAGUGACCAUCAACACCUCUGACUUUCUGGUGCUGGAUGCCCAGAACUACCCCUGGCUCACCAACCACACUGUGCAGCUGCAGCUCCGCAGCCUGCCACACAACAUCUCAGUGGUGGCCACCAAUGAUGUGGGUGUCACCAGUGCCUCGCUUCCAGCCCCAGGGCUCCUGGCCACCAGGGUAGAAGUGCCGCUGCUGGGCAUUGUUGUAGCUGGAGGGCUGGCCCUGGGCACCCUCGUGGGGUUCAGCACCUUGGUGGCCUGCCUGGUUUGCAGGAAAGAGAAGAAGAAGACCAAAGGCCCCUCCCGGCGCCCAUCUCUGAUCUCUAGUGACUCCAACAACCUGAAACUCAACAAUGUGCGUCUGCCUCGGGAGAACAUGUCCCUCCCGUCCAACCUUCAGCUCAACGACCUCACUCCAGAUUCUAGAGGGAAACCAGCAGACAGGCAGAUGGCUCAGAACAAUAGCCGGCCAGAGCUCCUGGACCCAGAGCCCGGUGGCCUUCUCACCAGCCAAGGUUUCAUCCGGCUCCCAAUGCUGGGCUACAUCUAUCGAGUGUCCAGCAUGAGCAGUGAUGAGAUCUGGCUCUGAGCUGAGGGCAAGAUGGGGGUGCCUUCUUAGCCCCCAGAUACCCUCCUGCUCCUCCUCCAAGGCAUCCUCUGCCUCACCACGUUGCCAACAUGAAGAGGCCAGGCCACGUCCACGUUUGCUUCCCCUCCUGGCUGAAGUGCCCUCUGUGUCAAGCACACGAUGUGUUUCACUGGGAUCGGACCCUCAGGGGCACAGGUAUCCAUGGCGAGGCUGCCAGCUGGACCUAAGACCUUUGUAUCAACUCAGGUUGGGACCCUGCAUGUGAUGACUGGGUCCAGGCAGCUGGAGCUCCUUGGCCAGGGGUGUUCAGAUGUCAUCCAGCAUCCAAGUGUGGCAUGGCCUGCUGUAUACCCCGCACCUGUACUCCCUGGCACCUUGAACUGUAGGCAUGGGGGCAUGUGGGCUUGGGGGCCAGGGAGAGCCCUGCAUGGAUUUUCUUCCUGUACUAUGUAGCUUUGUUUUCCUCAGGGAGAAUUUAGGACCCUGCUAGCUGUAUAGAAUCAAACUGCCAUUUGCACGGGAACCAAUCCCUGACCCAGGGGCACUGGCCAAGCACAAACUAGUCCCUUUUGCUGCCGGCCUCUCUGCCGUCAUCUACCCGUCUGCUUUCCCCUCCUCUUGAGCACACUAGGUUAUAUGUUGGACCUUCUUCGCUGGGCACUAGACUUUUCUGUUGGCCUGGCCCCUGGAGGUACCAGAGCCUGAUGUUAGCACAAGUCAGGAAGAGGGAGAUGACAGUCGCAGUGGCACCUCGGAUGUUGUGUAGCUAUGCAUCAUUUUCUUACAGUGUUAGCACUUUAAGCACAUCUCCUGGGGGAGGGGGUGAGCCAGGGGCCCAGAGCCCUUUCUGUGGUCUCCCCAAGUUUGCCCUUCAAUGAUUCACUGUGAGUAUCCCAAGCCCUUGUGAACGUUGGUUUCCCUUUUAGCAUGUCUCCUCUGCCAGGGACCCCUGACUCACCCCUGGCUGCCUCAUCAGCCACUCUUCCUGCCCCACUAGGAUGAUCCCAGUGGGCACGAUUCAAAAGUGCUGGAAGCUAUAGGAGGACGUGUAGAAAGAGGAAGACCACAUACCUGCAGAUGACCUCAGAUUACUUUAAAAAACAAUAUGGAAAUGAUUAGAAAUGCAUAUAGUGUAGAGUAUAUUUUUCCCUUGUUGAGAUCUUGUUUUGUAAUUUCUUUUAUGUUAUGGCCUAGGACAGUGCUGAGCACACAGUAAAUUCAAUAACAAUAAACUUGACUGAAUGGAUUUACAUAUCUCCACU
Messenger RNA from Nycticebus coucang (slow loris), 2414 nucleotides. RefSeq names its product transmembrane protein 25 (gene TMEM25). NCBI's taxonomy places the organism in Eukaryota, Metazoa, Chordata, Mammalia, Primates, Lorisidae. Bases 52 to 1152 code for a protein of 366 amino acids. Gene Ontology annotation, biological process: negative regulation of excitatory postsynaptic potential. The record is from RefSeq and is a predicted model, not a curated record. The transcript has 9 exons.